UCCAUUUUACAGGUUUCACUGUAUAUACUUUCCUUUUCAAUAGUCCAGAUGUCUCAAAAACUAGCUUGUUAUGUAUCUUCUUGUAAUAAAUAAAAUCAAUGCUUCUUCAAUAUUGUAUUAAUAUAAAAUAAUUAUGUAAAAAAUUGCAGUCAUUCAAUUUCACAAAAGAUACAACUCCCUUAUAUUUCAAAAAUGUCUUAACAUCAAAUUCUUUAUUUUAGGCACAUAUGCUCGAGCUAUCAACCUUGGAAACAAGUAAUUUUGUUGAAUAAACAAAUUGAAGAAUGCUGCAUGAUCCUGUUUACGGCAUAGGUCUACUGGAAAGUCAAAACAAAGUGGAUGAGAGCCUCUCAGAAGAGGAGGACACAGCUUCCAAUGAAGACGUGAGUGGGUCUGGAGAGGAGGGAAGUGGAGAGGAGAGCAGUGGAGUUGAUGGAAGUGGAUCAGGUGGCGCUGAAACUGAACUUGUUGGUGGUGAAAUAAUCGGAAGUGGUUCAACAGAACCAAUGACAGUUGAUGUUGUAAAUGCUGAAUACAAAACCGAUGCUCAGUUGCCAAAUGCUCCUAAGGAUGAAGGAUUCAUGGACUAUGAAGAAAAGAGAAAAAUAGACAGACCAACUCAGACAGAUGAUAAUGAACAGACAAAUAGUGAAUCAAACGAGGGACAUAUAUUCGCUGCAAAUGAUGAUGAACAUGUUCAAAAUGACGUUGAAGUUGUGGUCACAGCAGUCGAUAGUGCCACACAUGAAAAAGAUCCCAAUGUUGAUAAAGAUUAUAGUGAGUUGGACACCGACACUGAGCAGAAUAAAAUUGAGACUACAGUUGAAAGUGAGGAGUUUGAUCAAAUGUUUGGUAAUGUGGAUGAGGAAUAUGAACAGACUCAAAGUGAGGAAGAGUCUGAAAGUGAAAAUGAGCCUCAAACUGAGGAAGAGCCUGAAAUCGAAAAAGAGCCUGAAAGUGAGGAGGCGCCUCAAAAUAGGUUGAAGCGAACUGAGGCAGAACACAGAAAUGAUGAGGGACAUGUGUCUGUUGUAGCAGUGGCCAGUAAAGAAAGCCAGCAAAAUAAAGGAAGAUGGCUUUUCGGUUUCAUCCCCUUUAAAUGGUUAAUACCUUAGAAAUUCCUAAUAUCUUAACGUUGGGUUAUUUUUAGGAUUAGGCUAGGUUAACUUAAAGUCUACUCUUAAUUUUAGUAUAUACAGCAGGUUAAUAUUCAGUCCACUUUUGGUUCAUGUUAAAAUUGCAUUUAAAAUUGCAAUUAUGCUGAACCUACAGGUCCACUAUAGGCUCACUUUUAGUCUACUCCAGACUAGACUUAUGGGUUAACUUCAAGUCUAGACCUACAUUUUAAAUUUCAGUCUAAGUUUAGCAAAGAAACCAAUUGUUUCUAAAGAAUUGUACAGACUAUGGUUUACCUGUAAAUGUACUUGCUCUUAUGCCUGUGUAGUUUAAUGACUUUAGCAUGCAAUUUAUUUUAGCAUUUAUGUUAUUGUUAAUAUUUUUUCGAAAAUUGUAUUUUUUCUCACGCAUAUAUUUUC
Owenia fusiformis is the source of this 1535-nucleotide messenger RNA. Lineage: Eukaryota; Metazoa; Annelida; Polychaeta; Sabellida; Oweniidae. The record is from the annotation of a GenBank genome assembly.